AUGGCGAGCACUUUCCUCUUCACGUCCGAGUCGGUCAACGAGGGACACCCGGACAAGCUCUGCGACCAGGUGUCGGACGCCGUGCUGGACGCCUGCCUGGAGCAGGACGAGUGGUCCAAGGUCGCGUGCGAGACCGCCUCCAAGACGGGCAUGGUCAUGUGCUUCGGCGAGAUCACCACCAAGGGCUCCAUCGACUACGAGCGCGUCAUCCGCGACGCCAUCCAGAAGAUCGGCUUCGACGCAGAGGAGAAGGGCCUCGACUACAAGACGUGCCGCGUCCUCGUCGAGCUCCACGCCCAGAGCCCCGACAUUGCACAGGGCGUCCACGAGGGCCGCACAGCCGAGGACGUUGGUGCGGGCGACCAGGGUAUCAUGUUUGGGUACGCUACCAAUGAGAGCCCUGAUUACAUGCCGCUCACGAGCUCCUUUGCCAACAAGCUCGGCUACCGCCUCACCCAGGUCCGCAAGGACGGCGUGUGCCCGUGGGUCCGCCCGGACGGAAAGACCCAGGUCACUAUGGAGUACGCCAAGUCGGACGCCGGGAAGCUCACCCCGCUCCGCGUGCACACCAUCCUCAUCUCCACGCAGCACUGCGAGGACGUGUCCAACGAGAAGAUCCGCGCAGACCUCAUGGAGAAGGUCAUCAAGAAGGUCAUCCCGGACAAGUAUCUGGACGACCGCACCAUCUACCACCUCAACCCGUCGGGCCGCUUCGUCAUCGGCGGCCCGGAGGGCGACGCCGGCCUCACCGGACGCAAGAUCAUCAUCGACACGUACGGCGGCUGGGGCGCCCACGGAGGCGGCGCCUUCUCCGGGAAGGACCCCACCAAGGUCGACCGCUCCGCCGCCUACGCGGGCCGCUGGGUCGCCAAGUCCGUCGUCGCCGCGGGCCUCGCCGACCGCUGCCUCGUCCAGGUCUCGUACGGCAUCGGCAUCGCCGAGCCGCUCUCCAUCUUUGUUGAUACCUACGGCACGGGCGCCAAGUCUGACGCCGAGAUCACCGAUAUCGUCAAGGCCAACUUUGAUCUCCGCCCGGGCCAUAUCAUCCGCGAGCUCGACCUGCUCCGCCCCAUCUACUCGAAGACCGCCGCCUACGGACACUUUGGACGCGACGACUCCGACUUCACCUGGGAGAAACCCAAGACGCUCAAGUUUUAGAGGCUUGCCGCCGUUUCCUUUUUCUCAUGCAGGCUCUACGGUUUUUUUUGUCGUUUUGCUCGCGCUUUUGCUUGCUAAAAGUCUUAUCCCGGGCGUGUAGCCUGCCCGCGUGAUUCUCGAAGAGAGCCUGUUUUCCCCUUUUGUCCCUGUCCACCCCCGUUUUUCUGUCGUCGCCUUUCUCGAAAAAGUAAAAAGACUGUCGACAUCUACUACUA
This is a messenger RNA of Chondrus crispus (carragheen), 1373 nucleotides long. RefSeq names its product S-adenosylmethionine synthetase. The record is from RefSeq and is a predicted model, not a curated record. Gene Ontology annotation, cellular component: cytosol. Gene Ontology annotation, biological process: S-adenosylmethionine biosynthetic process. Gene Ontology annotation, molecular function: methionine adenosyltransferase activity; ATP binding. Lineage: Eukaryota; Rhodophyta; Florideophyceae; Gigartinales; Gigartinaceae. Bases 1 to 1158 code for a protein of 385 amino acids. The transcript has 2 exons.